Messenger RNA from Etheostoma cragini (Arkansas darter), 1927 nucleotides. It is a transcript of the gene plcxd1.1, whose product is annotated as phosphatidylinositol-specific phospholipase C, X domain containing 1. Bases 489 to 1466 code for a protein of 325 amino acids. The transcript has 7 exons. NCBI's taxonomy places the organism in Eukaryota, Metazoa, Chordata, Actinopteri, Perciformes, Percidae. Gene Ontology annotation, biological process: lipid metabolic process. The record is from RefSeq and is a predicted model, not a curated record. Gene Ontology annotation, molecular function: phosphoric diester hydrolase activity.
CCGUAUCUCGGGGACAUUUCAGUGGGCUCUUUAAGAGGAGAGCCGCUCUGCGUCUGCUGAUCUGUCAGUAGGCGCGGUGCCGCCCUCCCCGCGCGCACUCUGCUGCUGCUGCACCUCCGGGACUGACACACACCCGGCCGGUGCACGGAGGACCUCCUUGAAGCCGUCUGCGGAUCAUACGUGGAUACGAUAUUCGAUCGUCAUGGAUAAUCGAUAAUUGAAGCUAAAAUGCGCCGAUGCCACCGUCCCUGUGAUGCCGGGCUAUGUGCAGGUGUAAAGGGUAACCAGACUGAGAGCUGCUGACUGGGGAGGGACACGCGCCCACACAUUUACAUGUCUGAUGUUGAGCCAUGAACGCUUCGGGGUGGACUUCUUCUGGCGCGCGCCUUUAGCUGGAGUCAUCGUGUUCGCCCUGUUCGGCCCGCCCGGUUCAGCGGGUUUGGCGGGGGGAGGAAGAAUAUUCAGAAAGCAGCAGCAGUUUGAUCAAUAUGUCCUCCGUGGGGGGGUCCGGAGUGGGUGAGCUGAGCCUGGGAGAGCUGCCCAUGGAGAGCUGGAUGUCCCACCUGCCCUGCGCGCUGUGGGACACCCCCCUGUACCAGCUGGCCAUCCCGGGCAGCCACAACGCAAUAACCUACUGUCUGGAUAUGAAUGACCGGUCCCCUGUGGACCUCACCCAGCCAGACAUGCUUCAAAAGCUGGACAAGUACAUGAAGCCUCUUAUCCGCCCCUUUGUUUACAAGUGGGCAAUAACCCAGGAGUACACGAUAAAGCAGCAGCUGGACUGCGGGGUCAGAUACUGUGACUUGAGAAUUGCACACAGGCCCAACGACAGCUCCACGGAUCUGUACUUCUACCACGGUGUCUACACCACGCUCACUGUGGAGACGGUUCUAAUGGAGAUACGAGAGUGGCUGGAUGCUCAUCCCAAAGAGCUGGUCAUCCUCUCUUUCAGCCACUUCCUCUGCCUGAGCCAGGAGCUCCACAUGCUGCUGCUCACCACCAUACGCAACGUAUUCACCUCCAAACUCUGUCCCAAAACGGAAGUGUUAACUCUUCGAAACCUGUGGGCUUUAGGCUACCAAGUGAUGGUGUCCUAUGAACACAGCAUCGCCAGCUACCACAGCGACCUGUGGCCACAUAUUCCUUACUGGUGGGCCAAUAAAUGCAAAGCUGAGGCUCUUAUUGAAGACUUUGAACACCGUAAACAACAUGGCAGACCAGGAGGUUUUUUCGUCACGGGAAUGAAUCUGACCGAGGACCUGAAAUACAUCUGCACACACCCGACAGAGUCCCUGAAGGACUUGGUGAUGUCCACGUAUCCCACACUGCUCAGCUGGGUUAAGGAGCAGACUCCCGGCUCCAAAGUCGGCUCUCUCAACAUCAUUGCCGGGGACUUUAUUGCAGAGAGCCAGUUUGUUCCCACUGUCGUUAAACUGAAUGAGAAACUACUAAAAUGGUCCUCAUGACUUCUCACCAAUUUGAGUUAUUCUCCAAAAAAAGUGAACCACAGCAUGAAAUACUCAUGAGCUUGUUUUGUUAAGAGUGACAGAAAAAAAGUACUUGAAUUAUUCCUUUGAAUAUAAAUGCACUUAUUUGGAGGCUGUGAAAUGUAUAUUUCAGUCUUCAGGGUAACUUAAGGUUUUGGAUCCUAUUUUCUUAUUUUUUCAUAGUUUUUAUGUCCGAGUGACUGAUGGGAGCAACAAUCUUUGAAAGUGGUCCAGUAUGAAGCAAGACCGCUGCAUUUGGUUUUGAAAAAAAACUCUAAUUUAAAUUAUUAUUAACAUUUUGAGUAAUGACAACAACACUGUCGGAGCAUCCACAUGAUGCAAGCCUUCUGUGAUCGCGCACCCCCCCACCCCUCCUCCAUGCAGUGGCUAGCAUCGCUCGUCUGUCAAAUCAAGGAGGACACCAAGGAUUAAAGAAGAGG